Messenger RNA from Alternaria atra, 1053 nucleotides. RefSeq lists its product as uncharacterized. Bases 1 to 1053 code for a protein of 350 amino acids. Gene Ontology annotation, cellular component: mitochondrial large ribosomal subunit. Gene Ontology annotation, molecular function: structural constituent of ribosome. The record is from RefSeq and is a predicted model, not a curated record. Gene Ontology annotation, biological process: translation. NCBI's taxonomy places the organism in Eukaryota, Fungi, Ascomycota, Dothideomycetes, Pleosporales, Pleosporaceae. The transcript has a single exon.
AUGCCUCCACGGAUACGCAUCCGGCCACGCGCCCUCCGCGCCUGCACCUCAAACCCAACCCGCCCCAUCUCUCUACCCGCAAUUGCAACCUACGCCUCGGUAGCAACAACCUCAGCGACCACCCCCGCACCCCCAAUCCAGCAGACAUACAAGGCCGCGCCCCCAGUACUACGAUACCCGCCUACUCAACCGCCCUCUCACAAGCCCCCAGAGGUCCGCAAAACGCAACUACACCGGCAAUACCAGUCGCUUCUUAAGUCCUCACCUCUGAUCCUGAUAUUCCAGCACAACAAUGUCAAAGCGGUGGAAUGGAUGAGCAUAAGAAGAGAGCUGGCCAUUGCAUUACGCAAGUUGGAUGCGGAGAGGGCGAAGAAUGGACAAGAGACGCUUGCAGAGGAAGUUAAGAUGCAGGUCAUCCAGACGAACAUCUUUGCAAGUGCAUUGAGGGUUGUGGAGUUUUUCAAUCCAGAAAAGUCGACGAUGGAUCAUGCACAACACCCCACGGACCCGCGGACACCGACGAGCGCGCAGAUACCGCAGACAAGUAAUGACGCAGAGGACGAGCGCUUUACACAUGGUCUCUCAAGACGGGCACAUGAAAUCGCAAACAACAGGAAGUUGAAGUUGGAAUUGGAACCUCUACUCUCCGGCCCCCUCGCCGUCGUAGCAUUCCCUGAUGUCACACCGCAAUACCUCAAGGCCGUCCUAUCCAUCCUUUCGCCUUCGAAGCCCGACUUCCCUGCGCCAAGCCGAAAAGCGAACCCAGACUACUACGAACCGGCGGUACAAACUGGUCUUCAGAAGCUGAUGCUCUUAGGUGCAAGAGUAGAAGGCAAAGUCUUCGACGUGGACGGCACCAAGUGGGUUGGUAGCAUCCCUGGAGGUCGCGACGGUCUCCGAGCACAGCUUGUGCAAAUGCUGCAGGGUAUUGGUGGAAGCCUUACUAGUGCUCUGGAGGGCGCGAGCAAGAGUCUGUACUUCACUGUUGAAGGACGGAGGAUGGAUAUGGAGGAGAAGGAGAAGGGCCCUGCUGGUGACGAUAAUCAGUCAUAG